Cryptomeria japonica (Japanese cedar) is the source of this 3306-nucleotide messenger RNA. Its product is annotated as 2-alkenal reductase (NADP(+)-dependent). The transcript has 5 exons. Gene Ontology annotation, molecular function: oxidoreductase activity, acting on the CH-CH group of donors, NAD or NADP as acceptor. The record is from RefSeq and is a predicted model, not a curated record. The coding region runs from base 2272 to 3306 and encodes 344 amino acids. NCBI's taxonomy places the organism in Eukaryota, Viridiplantae, Streptophyta, Pinopsida, Cupressales, Cupressaceae.
ACUGGAAUAUCAAUCAUGGAAACAUGAAAUAUUUAUAGAAUAGAAAACCAGCUAUGCACUAAAAUGAUUUGCAGGAAAACGAAAUACACUAAUAUGUAAAAGUCAUUAGAAACUAUCUUAUUGGUUUCAUAAGGAGCACGGGAGGGCUUGUAGCUCUUCCCCACCCUUUUUUUCUGCUUAUUAGAAAAACUUUCAUUUUUAAUUAGAGAAACAGAGAUGCUUGAAACAGAAAGUAGAAAAACUUAGUUUUUAACGAGAACAAAGGAGAUUUUUAGACAUUUACCAGACACUUGGGGAUGGCUAGAUAUCCCCAAGAUGCCCAGCUUCAUUAUCUGUCAUUUUAGGCAUGCGUCUUUGAAAUUUUUGGAGAACAUGGGAUGGCCAGGGAACUUCCCUUGCCAUCUCUGUCCCAAGGUCACAGAUGCAGGGUUGGAAAUUUUAGACGUGUUUUUGAAAUUACUGAGAAUAGGGGAUGGCCAGGGAACUUCCCUUGCCUUCUCUGUGUCCCAAGGUCACAGAUGCAGGGUUGGAAAUUUUAGGCAUGCGUCUUUGAAAUUAAUUGGAAACAGGGUAUGGCCAGGGAACUUCCCUUGCCAUCUGUGUCUUAAGGUUGGAAAUUUUAGGCAUGCAUCUUUGAAAUUCUUGAGAACAGGGGAUGGCCAGGGAACUUCCCUUGCCAUAUCUGUGUCCCAAGGUCAGAGAUGCAGAGUUAGAAAAUUUUAGACAUGUGUCUUUGAAAUUCCUGACAACAGGAGAUGGCCAGGGAACAUGAGUUAAAAAAUGGAAAAAAAAUUUGGAUGCAAAAAUAUGUAUCUUAUAUAUUGGGAAGUAUGAGAAAUGGUUGGUUCUGGAACGCUUUUAAAGUUUCUUAUAUGAUAGAAGGAAAACAUUGUAUUUGUCAUUACUUAUACUAUAAAAGCAUUAAAUUUUAGGCUGUUCUUGCAAAAUACAUCAUAAAAUUCUAGGUUUUUGCUUGACACCAAAGGUCUCAUUUGCUGUUCUUUUAUUCUGAUUUGCUUGUCUUUCAGUAAAUUCUUCAAUUAGAUACUGUUGGUCAAAAGAUGAGAGCAGAGAAGAAAAUAAAACAGAGAAGAAAAUGAUGCGAAUGCUUCAGCAUACCAAAAAAACUUUUUAUUGAUGCAUAUAAAUUACAGCUAUCUCUGCAUUUAUAGAGGAUUUCAUGCAUACGACUCACAUUUAGCAGUUACAAGUAUAAACCAAUUAUAGACCUAUGACAUAACAGAUUAUGAGACGUGGAGAACAGAUUAGGAGACCUGGACAAAAUGCUGAUGUGGCUGCUAUAUAGUCUGCUUCAGUUGAUGGAAGUGUCACUAUGGGUCGCUUCUUUGAUGCCCAUGAGACUGCACCUAUUAUAUAUUGAAAGACAUGUCCAAAAGUGUUCUUUCAUCAAUGCUCUCUGCAAAAUCACUGUCAGAAAAACCAAUCAAAUCAAAAUUAUUACUUUUGGAAUAUGAAAUUUCAUAUCUUGUUGUUCUCACAACGUAUCUUAGCAUCCUUUUUCCAAUUUGCCAGUAAGAGACCUGAGGUGAAUCCAUAACCCUUAAAAUCAAGCUAACAUCAUACAUGAUAUCUGACCUUGUAGUUGUGAGAUAAUUAAACUUCUAACAUAUUGGAUCAACAUUCAAGCCCUUAUCCUCCUUGUUAGUUUUGUCUUAGCAACAAUUUUAGAGUUAAAUGAUUGAUUUAUGUCUUAACAAUUCCUCAAUUUGCCCAUUGAACUGGGUCAGGUGUAUGGUGUUGAAACUACACAUUUCCUGAUUAGAUUGGUCCAAUACCAUUUAAUUUUCCGAUUGUGGAAUGCUAUGAUCAAGGGGCUGCAAUAGUUCAUCAAUAAUAGAUUCUUAGUGAUUUUUUGCUUCCAACACAUCUGGAAAUAUGGAUAUCAAAGCUGCAUUAAUUGCAAAGAAAAGUAUAUAUUAUGCUGUAUUCUUCUAAGCGACUCACAUUUUAGACUUUAAUUGUGUGUUUGUUCAAUCUCAUGCUGGCAAUUACUAUAUGCCACAAAGAAGCUGCAUGCUGACAAUUUCUUUGUCACCAUGAAAGAACUGUUUUCUUUAUGAUGUUCUUGCUUUAUUGCAUUUGUCAUCGGAUAACAUGUUGCAGUGUGGUCACACACCUUCAGAUCAGUUUAUUCAGAAGACAUCAAGAACAUGUUCAUUGAAAGUAAUGAUAUUAUUGAUGUUAUCAGAACGGAAAUUUCCAUAACACAAAUUUGAUUAGGAGCAAUUUAUUGCAGGGCAACUUUACUGAAUGGCUAGCAAGGAAGUGGAUAAUAAACAAGUAAUCUUCAAGGAUUAUAUUAAUGGACUGCCAGAUGAGUCUGAUAUGUUGUUAAAACAUAACAAACUGACUUUGCAACUGGAUGAUGGAUCACAAGAUGUUCUUGUAAAAAAUUUGUAUUUAUCAUGUGAUCCUUACAUGCGAAUCCGGAUGAGAAAUAUUAUUGCUUGCACAACUCCUCUUAGGCCUGGAUCGGUCAUAACUGGUAAUGGUGUCUCCAUUGUUCUCAUUUCAAAUCAUCCAGAGUUUCAACAGGGUGAUUUUGUAACUGGUUUGAUCGGAUGGGAAGAAUACAGCAUAAUACCAGGGGGCAUGAACUUGAUGAAGAUUAAAUAUACAGAUGCACCUCUUUCGUAUUACCUGGGAGUUUUAGGAUUGGUCGGCCUCACGACUUAUGUUGGGAUUUAUGAACUGAACUCUCCUAAAACUGGGGAAAGCGUUUACAUUUCUGCAGCUGCUGGGGCAGUUGGUCAACUUGCUGGCCAGUUUGCUAAGUUGCUUGGCUGUUAUGUUGUUGGAAGUGCUGGCAGCAAAGAAAAGGUGGACUUACUGAAAAGCAGGCUUGGUUUCGAUGAUGCAUUCAAUUACAAGGAGGAACCAGACUUAAAUGCUGCUCUUAAGUCCAGGUAUCUCCCAAAUGGAAUUGAUGUGUAUUUUGAGAAUGUUGGUGGCGAUAUGCUUGAAGCAGUUCUUGAAAACAUGAAUGUUCAUGGACGUAUAAAUGUUUGUGGGAUGAUCUCACACUAUAAUCUGGAGGAGGGGAAAGGUAUAAGAAACCUAACCCAAUUGAUUUUUAAGCGCUUAAAAAUGGAUGCUUUCAUUGCACCUGAUUAUGUGCACAUGUACGCUGAGUAUGUUGAGAAGGCAAGAGAGUAUCUCAAAGAAGGAAAAAUAGUUUACAUUGAAGACAUUGUUGAUGGUCUAGAGAAUGCACCAUCAGCAUUUGUUGGUCUCUUUCACGGUAAAAACAUUGGAAAACAGAUUGUGCGCAUAUGUGACAAAUAA